AUGAACAAAGGAAUAAUAACAUUAAGCAUGAAAUCAUACAUUGACAAAUUUAAUGAUGAUUUUCCACUACUAAAACUGAAAGAAUAUGAGAAUAACUUAACAACAGAACAAAAGAAAGAUUUAACACCUCACUUUAGUGAAUAUAAUUUAAAUCCAAAUGAAGAUACACUUCUAAUGAAUAAGACUGAAUACAAAGAGAAGGUUAAGUAUAUACAAAAAUCUAUUGGAAAGCUAAACUACUUAAGAACAAGAGGUAGGCUGGAUCUGGAGUUUGCAGUUAGCAAGAUUACCAGAUUUGCAUUAUAUCCACAUGUUAAAGUAAUUAAAGCUGUUAAUAGAUUAAUUAAAUAUACUUAUGUGAAAAGAGAUCUCAAUGUAGUAAUGAAAAGAGAAAAGAAACAGCCUGAUGAGAUCACAGUAGUCACUGAUGCUUCAUUAGGAUCAGAAUAUGAUGUAAAAUCAAGAAUUGGGGGUAUAAUAUGGUUUGGAAACACAUUUAUGUUUGGGUUUUUAAAAAAAAAUCAUCAAUUGUUUGUGACUCUUCGGCAGAAUGUGAAUUAG
Molecule: messenger RNA, 561 nt
Organism: Henningerozyma blattae CBS 6284
Lineage: Eukaryota; Fungi; Ascomycota; Saccharomycetes; Saccharomycetales; Saccharomycetaceae
Exons: 1
Coding region: 1-561 (186 amino acids)
Source: RefSeq, a predicted model, not a curated record